Motacilla alba alba is the source of this 2038-nucleotide messenger RNA. It is a transcript of the gene NUBP1, whose product is annotated as nucleotide binding protein 1. The record is from RefSeq and is a predicted model, not a curated record. NCBI's taxonomy places the organism in Eukaryota, Metazoa, Chordata, Aves, Passeriformes, Motacillidae. The coding region runs from base 515 to 1480 and encodes 321 amino acids. Gene Ontology annotation, biological process: iron-sulfur cluster assembly. The transcript is spliced from 12 exons. Gene Ontology annotation, molecular function: ATP binding; 4 iron, 4 sulfur cluster binding; ATP-dependent FeS chaperone activity. Gene Ontology annotation, cellular component: cytosol.
CGCGUCUCCUUCCAGCGGCGAGCGGGGCACGGCCCCGGGCGGCACCGGCCUGCGGUACCGGCCUGGCUCCGCGCCGUUCCUCGGCCGCCUGAGGCAGCUCCGGUGCGCGGGCUGAGCGCAGCGCCGGGUGAGCGGGGCACAGCCCGCCGGGGACCAGCGGGGCCCGCCGCGACACGGCUCCGGUGGAGGGGGCACGGGGGCUCUCGUAGUGUCACCGGGACUCCGGGAGUCACCGAUGCCUCACCGGUGUCACGGGGGCCCCGGGGGUGUCACCGGUCCCUCACCGGUGUCACCGGGGCCCCGGGGGUGUCACCCGUCCCUCACCGGUGUCACGGGGGCCCCGGGGGUGUCACCCGUCCCUCACCGGUGUCACGGGGGCCCCGGGGGUGUCCCCGGCCCCUCGCGGGUGCCCCGGUUCACCCGAGCCCGCGGCGGCAGCGCCCCCACGCGGCAGCGGGUGAGCACCGCGGGCGUCAGGCCCCGCCCCCGGCGGCGGCGGAAGUGACGCAGCGCUAUGGCGGAGGCGCCGGGCGCACCGGAGGAGUGCCCCGGGACCGGCAGCGCCCAGGCGGGCAGGGCGGCCGCCUGCCAGGGAUGCCCCAACCAGGGGCUGUGCGCGGCCGGCACGGCCGGGCCGGACCCGGCGGAGGCGGCGGAGCUGCGGGCGCGGCUGCGCGCGGUGCGGCACACGGUGCUGGUGCUCUCCGGGAAGGGCGGCGUGGGCAAGAGCACCUUCAGCGCCCUCCUGGCGCACGGGCUGGCGGCGGACGAGACCAAGCAGGUUGCUCUGCUGGACAUAGAUAUCUGUGGGCCAUCGAUUCCUAAAAUUAUGGGUCUAGAAGGAGAACAGGUUCAUCAGAGUGGAUCUGGAUGGUCUCCAGUGUAUGUUGAAGAAAACUUAGGUGUCAUGUCAGUGGGGUUCUUGCUUAGUAGUCCUGAUGAUGCUGUCAUCUGGAGAGGACCAAAAAAGAAUGGGCUGAUCAAGCAGUUUCUGCGUGAUGUGGACUGGGGUGAAGUGGAUUACCUGAUCGUGGACACGCCCCCAGGAACAUCAGAUGAGCACCUGUCCAUCGUGCAGUACCUCAGUGCCACCCACAUCGACGGCGCUGUCAUCGUCACCACCCCCCAGGAAGUGUCACUUCAGGAUGUUCGGAAGGAGAUCAACUUCUGCCACAAAGUGAAGCUGCCCAUCAUAGGUGUUGUGGAGAACAUGAGUGGCUUUGUGUGUCCCAAGUGUAAGAAUGAAUCUCAGAUCUUUCCCCCAACUACUGGUGGUGCAGAGAAGAUGUGCCAGAACUUGAGUGUUUCUCUCCUGGGUAAAGUGCCUCUGGAUCCACAGAUAGGAAAAAGUUGUGACAGAGGCCAGUCUUUCUUGGCUGAAGCACCCGAGUCUCCAGCUACGUUGUCUUACAGGAAUAUCAUUCAAAGAAUUCAGGAAUACUGUGAACAACACCAUUUGCAAGAAGAAAAGAUAAUGUAAUCUGCAUAAUUCUAGAAGAGCUUUAUCUAAAUAUCUUCCCAUGAAGAACAACUUUUAUGAAUUACUUUUUUUACUGCUCAUCCUUUAGCUCUUCCUUGUUUGGUUACCUAGUGCGUGUCUUCCCGUGUUCUUCAGUGCCAUCUUCUGAAAUUCUCCUGCUCUGUCCUGUUGAGGGAACAGAGCACACAUGGCUAUAAGCAUAACCUGGGACACAGGGAUCUCUUACAAAAGCAGGGAGCUGCCACCUGGAAGCCUGAAGGUUGAAGAUGACUCUUCCAGCUCUGCUUAAACAGAGGCAUUAGAAUUAUAGCAACUCCAAGGAUUUAACUUAAGGACAUUCUUCUGGAACUUGGAAGCAACUCAGUUGUGAAGCUCGUAGGCUUCCAAACGUGGAGCAAAGUGACUUGGGGUUGUGGCUCUUCCAUGUGACACUGCCAGAGAGGCUUGGUGGAGAGUCAGGAUUAUCCUGGACUCCCUGCAGGAACUGAGACCCAGGAAAAGCCAGCAGUAGCCCUGAGAGGCACGCUGGCUCUUCUACCCCAUGGGCUGAAGCUCAGU